UCUAUGAGCGCCAACGUGCUGGUACCUGUAAAUAAACUUAACAAAGGUAAACACAAGGCGGGAUGCUGUGGGGUAAUUUGAGACGUGCAACAUCUGCCGCUGCUGCUACUCUCCAGUAAGAUGGACAAAGCCAGCAAGGCUAUCCGCAGGUCGGGGGUUCGACUGAGGUCCAUGUCAAGUGGCCAUGGAAGUUUACAGAUGGUGAUAUCUCAGUUGGGAGAAGUUCGAACCAGCUUUAAGGCAUUUUCCCAGGCUCAAGCAACAGCAUCUGAGGAUCUUCUGAGCUGGUCUGGGGGCAGUCAUGAAAAUCGAGCAAUUGAAGAAACCUUUGCCCACUUGGCAGAGUUGACUUUACUCUGGUCUGAGGUUCAGAGGGACUUUGCUGAUCAGCUGAAAGAGUAUAGGACACAGUAUGAGCUGAUCUUAGAAGGAGAGAAACAUGUUACACAAGCAAGAGAAAUGCUUGUUGUCAGGGAGCAGCGUGAGAGCAAAUUACGAAAGGAGUUGAAGAAAGCCAGCAAAAAGGCACCAGCAGAGGAAGUUAGUUUGCUAAAGGAAAAAUUAAACCAGGCAGAAAGAUCACGAGAUUUGGCUCAUCUGGAAGUGGUAGAACGCGUUGGAGAGAAUGAGGCAGUGAAGAUGAUACGUGUUAAGGAAGGACUGUUAAAGCUUGGUGGUGCUUACUGUGAGCUUGCCCAAAAGUGCCUGAUAAUCUUUUGUGCACACCAGAACAUUGCAUCCCAGCUGCCAGAUGUUCAUGACAGGGACUUGCAAGAUGUAAAAUACACAGGUGCUGGAUCUGCAAAAAAAUUUGUACAGGAUGCCAAGGAGCAUGUGCGAGCUUAUCGUCGCAACAGUAUUAGUCAAAUGCCACCAAUGCCCCAAGAACCACCACCGCCAUAUACCCCAUCUCUUGAGCAUCUCAAUGAUCUGUCUUCAAAUACCAAGCUUAAUGGAAUAAAUAGUUCAUUGCACAACCUGCCUUACAAUAUUAACACGUCAACUGCUGAGCCAUCUGCACCAAGGGCAUCUGUGUCAUCUCUAAACUCGCCAGAGCAUUUACCUUAUGGUAGAGGACCUAGCUUACUGCCCUCUGUAUCACACAAUCGUGGUAUUAGCUCUCAAAAGCAUUCAACACCUAAUGUUCCUUCUACAACCCCACACAGUUCGCCAAACCGUAUUUAUCCAGAUGUUUCAACACCAUCAAGAACACACCCCUUCCAUAUUCCUAACAGCCCUUCUCUCCCUGAAAAGCCACAUCCUCCAUCAUCACCUUCCUCACCUCAUUCUAACAGUGAACCAAACUUGUCUAAGGAAUCUCCCUUGGAGCACAUUGUGAGGUAUCCUCCUCUCAGCACAUGUGACAACUCCAGCUUCAAUGAGAGUUCCUUUCAUCCAGACACAUCCUCAUCAAGCCCUAAUCUUGCUUCUAGCAGGCAACCAACCACAUCAACACCAGAGAACUCUGUACCAUACAAUCCAUAUUAUGAGUGGUUGCCAAUAAAAGGUGAUGAGAAAAUGAAUGGAAAAUGCUCAAUUGAAGACCAAGCAAUACUCAUCAUGAAUGUUAGUAAAUCAAAAAUGAAGGAUAAAGGAGAUGACCCUGAUUCAUUUGCUCCAUCUGUGCGUCCAAGGGUAAACAGAAACCCCUUUAUAGAUGGUUAUUCAGAUGAAGAAGGAACAAAUCAGGAGAGCUUAUCUGGUGCUUUAAGAAAGACAUCAGUCAGGUAAAGAUGAACAUUAUUUUAAUCUAGAGCCCCGUGAUUAUAUAGAAAAAUAUCAUUCUUAACCACAGCAGCUUCCCUGAACUGAAGAUCUGGUAAGUCUCGAGAUCAUACCAGGUCCCCAAAUGCUCAUGCAGGCCUACAGAAAACUAGGAGAGAGUUUGGUUUGACCAAUGAGAUGAGGGCCAUAUGGGGAUCAGAGAUUAACUUAGGUUAAUGAAAAUGUGAGAUAUGUAAUAAUUAUUUAGCUUUAUUGCACUUAGGCUAAGAUUCUUAAUUGUAAUAGAAGGCAUUCAGAAAAUGUGGGCUAGCUCUCUAUGACUGUGGGAUAACCAGCCCACUGUACCUCAUAAGCCUUGUCUGGUAGUCAUGUCACAAGGCUGCAUCUGCAUAACCACUUUUUUGUACAUGCUAUAAUACCACAUAUCCUAUCAUGGCUGUUUAUGUUCUAUUAUAUUUAAUCAUCUCCAAUUUGCGCUAUUUUAAACAUUUUUGCAUAUACUGUACUGUGUAUCUAAUAUCCUAUUACCUAAUUUUUCCCAGUUGAAGAUCCCCUAUAUUUGAUUUUUCAUGAAACUUAUCAUAAUAUUUUAAUGGUCUGUUUGGCAGAUUCCUCUGAUGAUUAUUAUAUGAAAUUAUACUCGAUAUGAUUUUAACUAUGGUUCUCAUUUGUUUUAAACCACAAUCACUCACAUUGAGUGCAUGUGCAGUAAUUGCUCAUAAGCAUUAGUGGACAUAAUAUGCCAUUUAAUGCCGUUCUAUAUUUUGGAGAACGAUUGUAUCUGCACAAGAAUACGGAUUUGCUCUGAACAGAAGAUCACGACUAGCUCAGUGUAUGUUAUAACAGCUACCAUUAUGACUCGACCUGUCCUCUUACAAAUUACGGCUGAAUUGGCCGUUUGCCCG
Molecule: messenger RNA, 2630 nt
Organism: Procambarus clarkii (red swamp crayfish)
Lineage: Eukaryota; Metazoa; Arthropoda; Malacostraca; Decapoda; Cambaridae
Source: RefSeq, a predicted model, not a curated record